CCACAUCGACCACCAUGCGCUUUGCUCCCCUGGCUCUGUUCUCCGCUCUCGCAGUCCUCGUCCGCGGACAGGAGGUUACUGUCACUGAUGCCUUGGGACAGACGGUCGUGGAGGCUAUCACCACGGACGCCUUGGGGGACAUCACAACCCAGACCUUACAGACGCUGGUAGGAGGCGUUGCAGGCGCAGGUGCGCUCACGACCGUUACCACAACGGACGACCUUGGGGAAAGUGUGAUUGCCGUGAUCUCCACUGAUGCCGCAGGCGACACUGUCACCGAACAGAUCCUGACGACUCUGACCACCACCACGACUACCGCCCUUACCACGACUACACCAACCACUACCACCACACCGCCGCAAGGUCCGGUGGGCGAGCCAACGCCCACUCAAGCAGGCGUGACAGUUUAUAUUUACACCACGACGGAUGCGAACGGCGACACUGUCGUCUCUUCGGAUACUUUCACCGCCACGUUCUCGUCCUUCCCGACGACCGUCAGCAGCUUCACCGGCACCGUCCUAGGCUAUUCGGACUGGACGUCCAUGGUGGGCACUAACACCGUUCCAGCUAUCAAAUCCAGCAGCGCCUCAGGUCUUCCGUCGGCGGAUGUGGUGCGCAAGUGGGCUGUCGUCACGCUCACGGUGGCCUUAUCGCUUCUCGGGGGCGCUUGGACGGUUCUGGCCUGAGUUCAUCCCGCAUACACCUUGCUUGACGAUCGUGCCCGAAUCGGACGGACUUUAUAGAACAUUUUGCUUUGUUGCUUGCAUACGUAUAACAUAUUAGUGCGACGUGUCUGUAGUGUUAUUGUCAACGCUGUGCACGGACAUGCGUAAAUAUGUAUUCCACGGCC
Molecule: messenger RNA, 850 nt
Organism: Punctularia strigosozonata HHB-11173 SS5
Lineage: Eukaryota; Fungi; Basidiomycota; Agaricomycetes; Corticiales; Punctulariaceae
Exons: 6
Coding region: 15-686 (223 amino acids)
Source: RefSeq, a predicted model, not a curated record